GUUUAUUAUUUUUUCGUGACACUUUACAAUAUUGUAAUAGAUGUGUCUGACUAUGACUACAUCAAUCUUAGAACACAUCAUCACUUUCCAUCAGGUGUGAUUGUGGUCAAGCGCUUACCUAUAAUAAAUUAAAAAAAAACUUGAUAAAAUCGAUUUCAAUAAUCGAUUGACAAAAUAAUUAUACCUAGCAACACCAUGCAGUGUCAAAGCCGGCCGGUUGUUGCUUACAAUUGUUUUGUGCUGUUUGUUUUGCGUUGAGUUGAAUUUUUAAAUUCCUCCGUAAUAACUUCUGUUACGUUACGAUUUGCUAUCGAGUGGAGCGAUAAGUGAGCGAUCAGACUCUUAUUCUAGUUUUAAGUGAGCAUUGGACUCUUUUAAACACUUUAAAUAUGUCUACACCCGGUCGAGAUCGCGCUAACCGUCCACUCUCACGCAGAUGUGUCAAUUGUUCUCUGAGUUUGGCGCCUAAUCUUCGAAGACGACCAAUUGAAGAAUUAGACGAACAAUUGCUAAUUAUUCUACGAUCUUGGAUAACGCCUACAAUCGUAUCCUCUGAUGACAUUCUGUGUAUUGAAUGUUUUGUGCUAUUACAAGAGCGCGGGCUAACAAACACAACUCCAUCUCAAGUAGAGGUAUCUCCUGCUCUUGGACAUCUAAACGUAUGUUUUGGAUGUGGAAUCUCAAUUGCAAGUCGAAGAACUCACCAAGUUUCUCAAGACAGUCCUCAAAGGACCUUUAUCUUAAGAUGGACUCCAGCUCAUCAUGUCAGACAUUUGGAACGCGUUUGUCGUGCUUGUUGGGAAGCUGCAACAAGGAAUGUGCAAAGACAAGCACUUCAUGACAUGAACAGACCCUUGCUGGAGCCAAUGGUUUCUGACCCUAUGGAAGUUGACAUCCCAGAUGCCGUGAUUCCUGAACCACCUCCACUGCCUCAAAUGGUUCCACCAUCGCGAGAGCAACAAUUGCCCCGAACACAAUCAAAAAUUAAUUCACAAAAGUACAAACGAGUUUCUGCAAGUUCUCGUCGUUGUAUGUUUAUUGGAUGUGAGAAUACGGAACGCCUUUUAGUGCCCAAUGCUAUAAAAGAAGUUUUAUUGAUACAAUACAAAAAAUAUAUUCCCUUCACAGCUAGAAUCUGUGAAUAUCAUUUGCGCAGCCAUCAAUGGGAUGAACUUGAGACCCCUCAUUCAGAUUUUACUGGAUAUCAAAUUGAUGAUAUAUUUUCAAGACUGGAACAAGCUGCAGAAAGAAACAUAGAUUUUAGUAACAUAAACUCGAUGGAUCAACAUUUAGCCCAUUAUUGGUUGGGACUUAAUGCAGAGCAAUUUAACGAGCUAUUGAUCUGUAUUCCAAUGUUGUAUGAUCAUUUUCCAAACCCUUCUGUAGCUCUUAGUAUAUUUUUGGUCAAACUAAGAACAGGUGAUAGCAAUGAAAGGCUGUCAACACUAUUUAAAAUACCAAGAUCUACUUUAGAAAGAAAGAUGAAUAUUGUAAGAAAUUGUUUAAAUGUACAGUUUGUUUCUAGAUAUUUAGGAAUCAAUCACAUAUCCAUCCAAAAUGUGGCAUCACGCAAUAGGACAAUACCAGAGGGAUUUUUUGGGGAUGCCAGCAUGGCUUCAAAUAUUAAGCCUGCUAUUGUUUUAUGUGAUGGUACAUAUGUUUAUGUCCAAAGCAGCAGUAAUUACUUGUACCAAAAACGGACUUAUAGUUUGCAUAAAUAUGCUAAUCUUGUUAAACCAUUCUUGUUUGUUUGUUGUGAUGGGUAUAUUUUAGAGUGUGUAGGACCAUAUGAAGCGACACAAAAUGAUUCAUCAAUUAUGAGUGCUUUGUUUGAUAAUGAAAAUGGUCCAAUGCGCUCAUUUUUUAGACCCCGUGAUGUGUUUAUUUUGGAUAGAGGAUUCAGGGAUGUGAUUCCUCAAUUACAGAGAUAUAAUUAUAAAACUUAUAUGCCUGAAUCAUUAUUGGAAAAUGAACACCAAUUAACCACCGAACAGGCUAAUAAAUCUAGAUGUGUGACAAUGUGUCGGUGGGUUGUUGAGGUUGUAAAUGGUAGAAUAAAAAGAGACUUUAAGUUAUUUCGGCAGGAAUAUUUUAAUAGAGCGUCAAGGCACCUUAUGGUUGAUUUUAAAAUAGCUUGCUCCCUUUUGAAUAAAUUCCACCCUACAAUUGACGACAGACCGGAACAUGUGGAGUAUCUUAAUAUUGCUCGGGCAAGAUUGAAUAUGCCAAAUUAUCUUUCGGAAUUUAUUCAAAGGGAACAUAUAAACAGAAGGCGUACGAUUUUCCAAAGCAUUGAUAGCAGUGCUCCUCAUUUAGAUGAUUUUCCAAGAUUAACUUUAAAUGAUUUAAAAAGAUUUGCAUUAGGAUCUUACCAUUUAAAACAGGCAAGGUCCUAUUAUGGGGAGCAUGUGCGAGCAAAUGGUACAUACAGUGUGGAAAUAAGCAAUGAAAUAAUAGAAGAAGAUUUGCCCUUAAUAUUUGGCCAAAAUAAUUAUUUAGUCAGGGGCAGGAUUAAAUCACGACAUGUUAGCAACAAGGCAUACUACACAUAUUUACUGAUAAGUAAAGAACAGAAUAGGGCAAAUUCUUUAGAGAGUGUCAUUGCUUAUUAUUGCAGUUGCUUAGUGGGAAAUCGUACAGUAGGGUGCUGCGCUCAUACCAUGUCUGUAUUGUGGUAUUUAAGCUGGGGCCGCUUCAAUGAGGUAAGCGCCCCAGCAUCAUUCCUGGAUAAUAUAUUCUAUGACGAAUAAAUGUUGUUUAUUUAAUGUUGUUUUUUUUUAUAAAUUAACCUUUUAUAUUGUUGAGUUUACUUCAAAUAGUAUCAAAACAUAACCUGCAUUAUUUUGCACUAUUCUCUGCAUUAUUCAUUAGGUAUGUUCGAGGUUAUUCCCAUCCACACUUGACACCAGCUAAGUUCCGCUGCAAUCCAUCACCAAGUGGGUGGUGGAUUGUAGGAAUGAAGUGGUAAUUCACCUUUUGUCAAGAGUAGUAAGGUUUAUUAUAAUCACAGUUAGAAUAGUAAAAAUCAAUUCAUUUUGAAGAAGUAUCUAUUAUAUAUAACCUCAAUUUAAGCAACAUAAUAAUAUU
Messenger RNA from Maniola jurtina (meadow brown), 3087 nucleotides. RefSeq lists its product as uncharacterized. The record is from RefSeq and is a predicted model, not a curated record. Bases 390 to 2750 code for a protein of 786 amino acids. Lineage: Eukaryota; Metazoa; Arthropoda; Insecta; Lepidoptera; Nymphalidae. The transcript is spliced from 3 exons.